Molecule: messenger RNA, 585 nt
Organism: Gadus morhua (Atlantic cod)
Lineage: Eukaryota; Metazoa; Chordata; Actinopteri; Gadiformes; Gadidae
Gene: ndufa5
Product: NADH:ubiquinone oxidoreductase subunit A5
Exons: 5
Coding region: 128-478 (116 amino acids)
Biological process (GO): respiratory electron transport chain
Cellular component (GO): respiratory chain complex I
Source: RefSeq, a predicted model, not a curated record
GAGGGGGAUCAAGUGAUCAGGGGGAGGUGAUGAGCACGCAGUAAACCAGGGGGCAUUGACGCCCCACGUAAACAAAAACAGCUGUGACGUCAUUUUAAAUCGCCCUUCAAUCCUGCAGAGAAGCAAGAUGGCGGGUCUGCUGAAGAAGACGACGGGUCUGGUCGGCCUCGCGGUCUCCAAGAACCCCCAGGAGCGCCUGAGGAUCCUGUACUCUAAGAUCCUGGCCUCCCUUCAGACCAUGCCCCAGGACGCCGCCUACCGCAGAUACACAGAGCAGCUGGUGGGGGAGCGCUACGACCUGGUCAAGACCGAGUCAGAUAUUGAGAAGCUGGAGAAGAAGAUCAACGGUGGACAGAUUGAAGAGGUCAUCUUUCAGGCGGAGUGCGAGCUGGCUCUCUCCAGGAAGAUGGCGGAGUGGAAGCCCUGGGAGCCACUGGUGGAAGAAGCUCCUCCCAACCAAUGGAAAUGGCCUAUCUAGGCCCCUCAUUAAAGUGUUCUGCUGUGUGAUUGGUCGUCCCCCUGCUUCCCAACGGAGUUGUGUACAAAUAAAAAAAUGGUGGAAAUAUUUUCCCACAAAUAUCCUAA